CGUCGAGACCAAAUUCUGAGACGAUGGAGCGGCGGGCGUCGUCGACCUGCGCGAGUUUCCUGUCGAACGAUGGCAGCGACGACCUGGUCGUGCGCUUUCAGUGGGGUGGCGAGCCUAUAGGCCUCGAGCUCAUGCGGUCGCCGCCAUCCACGGCCAUCCAUACCGUUCACUGGGGCGCCAACCCGCUCGGCGUAACUUUAGGCAUUGAGGAGACGUCCCGACGCGUGAUUGUAACACGCUCCUCGCGUGCCGACGUGAACACUGGCGACGUGCUGCUUGAGGCUCAUGGGGAGCCUAUAAUCGAGGCGAAUUUCGCACCGCGUAUGGCGGUACUCAAGCAGGAACGCGAGGUAAGCCCGGUCUCGCUCGUGUUCGCGCCGCCCCCGCCGCCGGUGCAUGUCAAGAAGUGCGAGGGUGCACUGAGAGAGGCUGGCGUGGACUCUAGUUUCGAGCUGCGAUUUGUUGACGGGCGCGUCGUCCGCUACCUCGAGAUGAGGGAGCUGAACGUGCUCAUCCGCAACUCACACAAGCCGUGCACUAUGGCGUUCGUGCAGAGCAAGGAUAAACAGUUCUACGGCGUGUUGCAGAAGCAGGAGCAGCAGCGACGCAAGCAGCAGCAGACUAACCAAGCGGCGACAGCAAGUGCGGGACUGGCACUGGCGGCGGCCAUCGUCGUCAAUAUGACAUGA
Molecule: messenger RNA, 689 nt
Organism: Phytophthora infestans T30-4
Lineage: Eukaryota; Oomycota; Peronosporomycetes; Peronosporales; Peronosporaceae
Exons: 1
Coding region: 24-689 (221 amino acids)
Source: RefSeq, a predicted model, not a curated record